CCUCUGCUACUGUAAGUAAUCGAAUAGGUGCUUGCCGCUACCUUUUUUUCGAGUACUAAGUCGUGAUCGCCGUUCUAGAUGACUGCAGAGAUUAUAGAGCGAUGCGUUCGGAUACACGGGCGGGAAGCAGGCGUUUCCUUCUCUUGUACGCUUCGCAAACAGGACAGGCUGAGGCGAUAGCUCGUCGACUGAACAACGCCGCUCUAGAGCGAGGUUUCCUGCCCGAUCUGCACUGCGUGAGCGCGUUCGGCCGCGAAUUUGACCUGGCCAAAGAAGGCUGCUUCCUUCUCGUAACGUCAACGACGGAUGAAGGGUUAGUGCCUGAGAACGCCCGUCGUUUCCUACGGUACUUACGUAAGGCACCGGACGGCCUCCUGAGCGGGACCCAGUACGCCGUCCUCGGCCUCGGUGACACCAACUACAACAACUUCUGCAACGGCGCCAGGACUUUUGAAAGUCAAUUCGACGCCUUGGGCGCUACGAGAUUCUACGAGACUGGUUACGCCGACGACGCCGUCGGUUUAGAGACUGUAGUCGAACCGUGGAUCGCCGAACUGUGGAAAGCGUUGCGUGGUGCUGUGAUAUCUGGCGCUACCGCCACAACUGAAAGUCAGGAGGAGGACCCUUUGCCAUGUAGUGACUAUGGAAGACGGGAGUCUCACGAGCUCUAUCGUCGGAGAAGGUCAAAGAAGCCUGGGAACUGGAAUUCCAGCUGCCCUCACCCGAUAGUGAAACCCAGCGUCAGCUUUAAACCGGGCGACUCGUUCGGCUUUCUCUGCGUCAAUCGCGCAGCUGAAGUAACCUUCGUUAUCGAAAGGCUGGGCGUUCCCGGUAGUCGAUUGGUCGUCGUGACGCAUGCGCAGAAGGCGCGGAACAUGGACCAUCUGCCCAAAGCACCGAUUACCGUGGAAAGGCUACUGACUACUUGCUGCGACCUUAGGGGCAUCCCGAAGAAGAUAUUUUUGAGAACACUGGCCGAGUUUACUGCGGAAACGAGCGAAAAAAGGCGCCUGCUGGAGCUUAGUAGCAGAGAGGGCAGCAAGGACUAUAUGCGCUUCAUUCUUGAAGGAAGAAACACUUUCCUUGAUGUUCUGAGGGCUUUCCCGAGCUGCAAGCCCCCUCUAGCUUCCUUGUUGGAGCACUUGCCGAGGCUCCUUCCACGCUACUAUUCUGUGUGCAGCUGGUCCUCGCAGGACGGCAGUGUUCCACGUCGCUUCAGGAUACUCUACAAACGGUGCCUUGAUACCUGGAUGUGAUGAAGAGGGCCUGUGCACUGGCUGGCUAACAGACCUCGCCAGAAAAUGGCUCACACAGCGGGACAUAGUGUCCAGCAUGACGUCCUUAUCACUGAGUGACAGUGUGUGGAACAGAAUGCCCAUUUAUCUGAGAAAAAACACAAAGUUUUCACUUUCCCGAGUCACUGAGCACGCCCGGUUAUUAUGAUCGGACCAGGUUCGGGUGUGGCCCCUUUCUUUCGUACCUUCAGUGGCGUAAAGGAGCCAUGGAUCGAAGUGAUCGAUGUGAAGUUUCGGAAACCUGGUUGUUCACGGGUUUUCGGCACCGCCAUUUGGACUUUUUAUAUGAAGACGAACUCUGCGAACUUGUAAAGCAAAAUGUGUUGUCGAAGCUGGUAGUUUCAUUCUCGAGAGAUGCUGGUGGCGGGGACGCUGUCGAGAACCCCGAGACGAAGCACAGUAGUGAAGAUGAACUGAAUGAGGAAGAUGUAAGCUG
Molecule: messenger RNA, 1731 nt
Organism: Rhipicephalus microplus (southern cattle tick)
Lineage: Eukaryota; Metazoa; Arthropoda; Arachnida; Ixodida; Ixodidae
Product: methionine synthase reductase
Biological process (GO): homocysteine metabolic process
Cellular component (GO): cytosol
Molecular function (GO): FMN binding; [methionine synthase] reductase (NADPH) activity; flavin adenine dinucleotide binding
Source: RefSeq, a predicted model, not a curated record